This is a messenger RNA of Cyphellophora europaea CBS 101466, 1338 nucleotides long. RefSeq lists its product as uncharacterized. NCBI's taxonomy places the organism in Eukaryota, Fungi, Ascomycota, Eurotiomycetes, Chaetothyriales, Cyphellophoraceae. Gene Ontology annotation, biological process: lipid biosynthetic process. The coding region runs from base 1 to 1338 and encodes 445 amino acids. Gene Ontology annotation, molecular function: iron ion binding; oxidoreductase activity. The record is from RefSeq and is a predicted model, not a curated record. The transcript has a single exon.
AUGUCCGCCAAUACAACACUCUUUGCGGAGCGAAAGAUCUCUACCAUGCCCCCACUGCCCGACUACACCCUCACCGAGCGCCCUUCAUUGAUCUCAGGAGUGCCAGACUACGUGGUGCAGCUGACUCUGCCGGUCAUUGCGUACUGGGUAGUGUCCUUGUUUUUCCAUGUUCUGGACGAGUGCGAUCUAUUCCCGCAAUAUAGGCUGCACACCCCCGCCGAAAUCCUCAAGCGUAACAAAGUAUCAAGAUACGAGGUGGUACGUGAUGUGGUUCUGCAACAAAUCAUUCAAACCGUCUUCGGCGUUGGUCUUGCAUACUUCGAUCCGCCGGAAAUGAUUGGACGGGAAGACUACGACGUUGCUGUCUGGGCAUCGAGGUUGCGGACUGUCCAAUCCUACGUUCCUGCCGUAUUGCAGACCCUCGGUAUCGACUCCUUUCAGCUUGCCUCCAACCUCAAUAAAUCUUUCCCAGUAGCUGCAAGUGUCGUUGCCGGUGGGAUCUACGACACAACCACUUUCUCAGUAUGGGAGCUUCAAGCAGCAAAGGCCAUAUACUGGGUCCUUGUCCCCCUGGUCCAGUUCACUGUCGCUGUCUGCAUUGUCGACACUUGGCAAUACUUCCUCCAUCGGGCAAUGCACAUGAACAAGUACCUCUACACGACCUUUCACAUUCGUCAUCAUCGACUAUAUGUGCCCUAUGCCUAUGGCGCUCUUUACAACCAUCCAGUCGAAGGUUUUAUGUUGGACACUCUGGGCACGGGUCUCGCAUAUCUGCUAACAGGCAUGACCGUGCAGCAGGGGAUGUGGCUCUUUACUUGCUCAACCAUCAAAACCGUUGACGAUCAUUGUGGUUAUGCUUUUCCAUGGGAUCCCCUCCAGCAUAUCACAUCGAACAAUGCUGCCUACCACGAUAUUCACCAUCAGAGCUGGGGCAUCAAGACCAACUUCUCCCAACCAUUCUUCAUCUUCUGGGACCGUUUCCUGAACACUGCUUGGACCGGUGGAGAUGUGUCAGCUCGUUACGAGCGUGACCGAAUUGCGGCUCAGAGAAAGCUCGAUGCCGACGCUUCAUCGAGCGCUGCAAACAUCACCAAUGCACCUGCGACAGAUGUUGCACACGCCCUGGAGCAGGCAGCAGCCAGUCGUCAGCAGGUUCUGGACGACCCCAAAGUUGAUGGCAAAGUCGUCAUUCAGCAGGAGAUUGAGGAAGAACGGGACGCGAAAGCGCAAGUCGCCAAGCGCAGCACGCGGCGAAUGACAAGCGGCUUCGAUCCCAAGACCAUCUCGGAUCGCGUUUCGAGUAGCCUCCACGGCCGCAGUGCGGUCCUGACGGUAUGA